CGCAGACACUUGGCACGCGCGGGCGAUAAUAAAGUUGCGAUGAGGAGCAUCCAGCGGCGUAACGAGUGACAGCUGGGAUCGGUAAUAUGGAGAAACAAGUCACGUUACUGUCAUCGCAGCUCUUUCAGAAGCACAGGCAGGUAGAAGUAGUUCUCAAUCGCAGUGUUUUGGCGUGGAAACCGGUUGAGAAAAGCAGAAAACCAUGCUCGGGGACUUGUGACUCAGUACAAAGCUAUUCUGUUGAGGUGUGUGAAAUUGUUGCUGUCCGCAAGACGGAAGACGAUGACCAAGACGCUGCACAGACUGGGAAACAUCAAAAAAAGACAAAGCAGCUGUAUCCCUAUGCAUUCACAGUUUCCUACGUGCGAAGGACACGACAGCACCAGUGGCGGUGUAGCGAGGUCACCUUUCACUGUGCCAACCAGGCACUCUGCGAGGAGUGGGUCCAAGUUACAAAUGAGCAGCUAUCACUACUCACCAAUCGACCAAAGAGCCUUCUGGUAUACAUCAAUCCAUUCGGUGGAAAGCGUCAUGGGAAACGUAUUUACGAGCAGAAGGUGGCCCCAAUGUUUCGCCUUGCCGGCAUUGCGACCACUGUGAUUGUUACAGAGCGUGCCAAUCAUGCCGAAGACCACUUGAAAACAGAGGCCAAUCUAGAUAAAUAUGACGGGGUGGUGUGUGUUGGUGGAGAUGGGAUGUUCAGUGAAGUCCUUCACGGGUUGGUUGCCAGGACGCAAAAUGACCACGGUGUUGACCAGAACCAACCGGAUGCUGAAUUGGUGCCAUGUUCUCUACGGAUAGGAAUCAUUCCCGCAGGGUCUACUGACUGUAUCUGCUUUGCUACAGUGGGAACCAACGAUCCAGUUACUUCUGCUUUACACAUCAUUGUGGGUGAUUCCCAGCCAAUGGAUGUGUGUUCAGUUCAUCACAAUGACGUCUUUCUCAGAUACUCAGUCUCAUUGCUUGGCUACGGCUUCUAUGGAGAUGUGCUUUCAGACAGUGAGAGGAACAGAUGGCUUGGCCCUGCCAGAUAUGACCUGGCAGGUGUGAAAACCUUUCUGAGCCACAACUACUACGAGGGCACCGUCUCUUUCCUCCCCGCCGAGGACGACGUGGGGAAUCCGAGGGACAAGCUGCAGUGUCGAUCCGGGUGCAGCAUCUGUCAGCACAACCGCUCAUCAAAGGACGAGCACGGCGACGUGUCGGAGGAGAAGGAAAAGCCUGGCAAAGAUGACAGCAGUGACUGGAAUGAGAUCCAUGGAAAGUUUAUUGCCAUUAACGCAGCCAACAUGAGCUGCGCUUGUCCUCGAAGUCCAAAAGGCCUGUCACCCUUCGCCCACCUCGCUGACGGCAAUGCAGACCUGAUCCUGGUGAGGAACUGCUCCCGCCUGGACUUCUUCAAACACCUUCUUCGACACACCAACAAAGACGAUCAGUUUGACCACCCUUUCGUAGAGGUCCACCGAGUGAGGAAGUUUCGGUUCGAGCCAGAGUGCCACAAACUGGUUUCACUGGAAGACCUGAGCGAGCCUCCAACAAAGACUGGCUACAGCACUCCCCUUGGCAGCUGGAGCUGUGAUGGGGAGAUCCUGCCUGAGGUUGCCAUUCAAGUCAGUGUCCAGUGCCAGUUGAUCAGGCUGUUUGCCCGUGGUAUUGAGGAACAGCAGCAGCAGCAGCAGCAGUGUGUGUCGGACGACCCAUGUACCCUCUGUGCCUUGGAGCCAACCACAGACUAGUCAGUGGAUUGAGAGCUGAACAGGACAUUUAGGUGCUAGAAAACAACUCAGUUGAACUUGGCAAAGUUUCCUGGAAAAAUGCAUUUGUCAUAUCAGUUUAAAUCCUAAAUGCUGAUGUCUCCUUGCCUCUUAUCCAUGCAAAAAAAAAGGGAAUGAAAUUUAAAGGUGUUAUUUGAAAAAUGCAAAGCUAAAAAGCACUUCAGCAUCCCAUUAAGAGGAUGGAACAUUUAAAUCCAAGGAAAAGUUUCAUCACGUGUUUUCAAGUCACUGAGUCAUUUUCCCAUUGCCAUUUGGGGCUUUUCAGGUGCAAAAUUGCCUCAUGGAGCUUGAAGUAAGCAGAGAUAUGAUGUGCUACUGCUGCCACAUUGAAACCCAAAAUGUCAGGUUUUGUAUUUGUACUUUUUGGAAAAUUAAGAUGUCUAAGCUCAAAGGAUCUGAAGCAGCCCGGGAGUCCACACAGGCAGACAUACGCACAACCAGAUGAAACUGGACUUAACUAUCGCAGAAGGUCUUUACCCUGCCAUGAAGGAGAAUAUAAAUGGGAUUUCUCCCUACACAGCAUGGACAGAGAGCCAAAGAGAUGCAGCUCUGUAAGAAGGAUGAAGAAUAAUCCCUGUGAAGUACAUUGAUAAACUGAAAAGACUUAAAGUAGCAAGGCUAAAAGGAAAAAACAAAUCUCUCCUUUUUGGGGGGAAAAAGGAAAAAAUCAUUUCAUCUGUGACCCAGGUGGAAGCAGAUAUGAGCCAGGGGCACUAAUGAAAAGAACUGAGUACCCUGCUAAUACACUAACAGGACCCCGGUGACUGCUGGGUGAUAAGGCAAAGUGGUUGCUAAGUGAUUUGGUGUGUCUCAGCACCGCUGCGCUGCACCUGUGGCUCUGAGUUCUGCUCGUCUCUGGCUAAACUACCAACAGUUUAAUCAUCACCUGGGAUUAGCUAAAAUUAUCCAUUGUUAACAUCAUUAGAGAUAAUGUAUUGCUUUGCUUUGAAAUUGGUCUUUCUUUCUUUUCUUUUUUUUUUGUUUGAGGUCAAGCUGGUCUUGAUAUCACAGAACGGUCCCCAGCAAAUAAAAAGAAGCUUUUAUUUUUACAGUGACUAUAUAAAACUGUGUGUAUGGUAAUAAUACAUGAGGGUUCAUGUAUAUGUGAUUAAAGUAAAAGUGGGUUUUCUGCAGGUCCUUCGGGAUUUGUGUGCGUGUGUGUGUGUGUGUGUGUGUGUGUGUGUGUGUGUGUGUGUGUGUGUGUGAGAUGAUAAUUUGGAUUUUAUUACUUAGGGGCUCAUAGCUGCCAUUUUACAGAUGGUGUCUCACCAUAGUUGAGAUGUGUCAGAUUGGAGUUAUUAUUGAGGUUUUUGCAGACACAUGAUCACUAACAGUGUGAUGUUUGUUUGUCCCCCAUUUUGGAUGUGUGACAAUUAUGGUUACAACAUAGGGUCAAGUGAAUAAGGCCUUAGUCACAUAGACCUAGAGGUCAGUCAGUGACUCCCUGUCAACCACCAGUCACUAGGGAAAAUAUGUAAUCCCUGACCAGCUGGACAAAACCUCUUUAGCAGUGGUUUGAUAGUUAGAAGAUUGCCUUGGUCACCGGUAAUUGGCAUGGAACAUGCCAGUUUGCCAACUACUCUCUAAGCGGUAGUAAGGCCAUGAAAAGUAUGAUACGAACUGAAAAUGAAGCUGUUGAGCUUGAAAAGCAAAUCUGCACUUAAUGCUAUAGCAAACACAUUUAAUUAAGACACAACUUUUACUAUGAAGGGAAAUAUUUUGUUUCUGGAUUGCUUUGCACUUUUGCAAGUUUUGCCGCUUGGCUAGCAAUGAGUUAGUAUUUAUUUUUUUAAAAAGCUGGCAUCUUCCAUGAAAAGUACAGGCUUGCAACCAAAGAAAAUCACAGCUAAAAAGCUAUUGAUUGCCCUCUUUGCAACCAGUUACAACCUCUAGCAACUACACUCUAACCAUUUUAUUUAGAGAUUGAUGGUUGUAUCAUGUGCAGUAUGGUAGACCACUCUUGAGAAAUAUGUGCAGGAUGACUUGUGAGAAAUUUUUAUAGAUGACCAAAUGCACAAAUGUAACUAAUGCAAUAAUCAGUACCUUUUUUUUCUGUCAGACAUCCUAAAACACAUUUUAGCUUUUAAAAAUCUUACUUUUAAUGUCAUUUUUCAUUAAUGAGCAUUCAUUUUGUGUACGUAAUGUUCAUACAGUAUAAUUUCAGACAGAUAAUACAAAACAAAAUUAAACCCUUUUGAAUUUUGUGAUAUGAAUCUAAAAAGGUAACAAGCCAUGGAAGUUAAAUCUUUUCUAUGGAGAGACGCUAGUUAGCUUAGCUUGCUAACAGAAAUUCUAACCAAAACUGUUUAAACUUUUGUUUAAAUUUUUCCACCCAUGUUUUUCCUGUUGUUUGCUCCAAUUUCUGUGAGCUUACAAUUGUAUUUUGAUUAACUGUUAUAUCCAGAGUCAAAGGUCUAAUGCUCUCUAUGUUUUCAGAUUAUCAAUCUGAUGCUAAAUGAAUUAGCUUGCCAUCUUAGCUGCUGUUGUCACCUAGAAACUUUAAGCACUCUUUAUGCAAAGAGAGAGUCAAGAGCAAGACUCUGAAACAGACCAAAACAAAGCAAAAUCUUGUAAAACCAUAAAUGAUGCUACUUUCUAACAGUUAGAAAGUAGUUGAUGUGAAAACAAUCUUUAAUGUUGGAUGAACGGCACUGGUGGCUCUACGUAGCUGGCUGCUCAAGUGCUCAACAUCACACAUUACUGGUUUCUUGUUGGUUAAACUAUUACAUGUAGUUUAAAAAAAAGGUUUUUGUAACCUUGUCUGGGAAUUUUAUUGGGAUAAAACCACCGCUGUGCACUUUCUGGGUGAUGUGCUAUUGUAUGUUAUCAAAUUAGGGCUUCUUUCUAUUGCCUUGCUUAGCUGCCUUCUUUUCAUGGGUCCAGUUAGAUGACGGCUGUUUAUCAGACUAUUGCACUGUGUGCAUUGCUGUCUGCAGACACUGAAACUGGUUUUUAGUGGAACCCACUAGUGUAUGAUAAAGAUGUAAACUAAAUCAAAAUAUAAAGUUAAUUUAAUUCUGUCUCUUCAUACUUUAGUACACACUGUGCACAAAACAAGCUGUGAUGUAACUAGAUACGUUUUAUAUAACGAAGACCUGCAAUAAAGUGGUUUUGAAAUCAGA
Oreochromis aureus is the source of this 4897-nucleotide messenger RNA. It is a transcript of the gene cerk, whose product is annotated as ceramide kinase. Gene Ontology annotation, molecular function: kinase activity. NCBI's taxonomy places the organism in Eukaryota, Metazoa, Chordata, Actinopteri, Cichliformes, Cichlidae. The transcript has 13 exons. The coding region runs from base 87 to 1736 and encodes 549 amino acids. The record is from RefSeq and is a predicted model, not a curated record.